UCAUAAUUUGGUUAAUGUGAAUAUAUUGUGGAAUAGAAUAUUAGAAAACAAAAGCAAUAUUCUCAUGCAUCCAAUCAAAGAUGCAACAAGCUAUUUGUGUUCCUCUUUUUACUUAAUAUUUUCAUUAGACUUCAUGUCUUGCGUAAAAGUAAUCUAGCUGUUUAAAGUAAGGAGUUGUGAUUUUCUUGCAGCCGAAUGUGUUCACCCUGAAGAGCCACUGAGAGAUGGGAGUUUAUUGCAGCAUCGUGAGCAGCCGACUCAAAGAAAGACACUUUCAAGGUCGGUUGUCAGUUAUGUGGUGCGCACAAGAAUUAAUCUCCACAUUUACAGAAAGAGAUGUUUCUGUUAAAGUAUCCCUUAAGGACAGAGAGGGAUCCCGGCCCGGGAAUAGGGGAGGACAGAGGGAGGAGAGGAGCUCCGUGGCCGCUGCAUGGGGCGGACCUGACUCCACUCUCGCCUUUGUUUGGGGGCGUCUCCUCUCCUCUCCUCUCUCCCUGUCCCCUCCCCUCCUCUCCUCCGGUCCCCUCCUCUCUUUCCUUUCCCAUCCUACCUCCCUCUCUCUCCCCUCCGGGCGGGAGAAGCCCGUGUUUGGUUCUCAGAGAGAGUCCUUUGGGAAGAGUCACAGAGCGUUUUCCUCACACAGAGAGAGCGCAGAGCAGAGCUCGGGACUCAUCCGCAGGACGCAGCGCUGCCCCGGACACACACACCACCGACACGUCCCAGACCGCUGGGCUGAGGGAGAAGAAGAGAGAGCAAAGUGCGAGAAGAGGGAGAAAGAAGUGUCAGAUAAGGAUGACACCUGAUCUGGGUGCCAGUUGAUCUCUUUUUUUCUAUCUGACAGCUUGAACUGUGGAUCUCCAAGCGCAAGGAGUGACUUUUCAACAUCUGUUCACACUGGGACUGGCCGCGAUUUUUUUUGACAUUUUGGAUUCUACUCCAGUAUGAUUCACCCUACGUUUUAGUACACACGAGGACUAGAAUUGCAUGAAUUAUCAUACGACUGCUUGAUUUGUAGCGAGGCUCACAGCCGCAGCAAAGCGCCACCACGUUGCUCCUCUUGAAUCAGAGUGAAGGAUCUACAGGAGAACAAGUGCACAGUCCGCUGAGGAGAGACCGGGAAACAGAAGGAGAGGCAUCGAGCUGUGGAGAUUUGUUCAUGUUUGGGAUCCAGGAGAGCAUCCAGCGCAGCGGCAGCCUGAAAGAGGAGCCGCUGGGAGGCAUGAACUCUGUCCGGAGCUGGAUGCAGGGGGGCGGCGUGCUGGACGCCAACACGGCCGCCCAAAGUGGAGUGGGUCUGGCCCGGGCUCACUUCGAGAAGCAGCCGCCCUCCAACCUGCGUAAAUCCAACUUCUUCCACUUCGUCCUGGCUCUGUACGACCGGCAGGGUCAGCCGGUGGAGAUCGAGAGGACCAACUUCGUGGGCUUCGUGGAGAAAGAGAAGGAGACGACCGGAGAGAAGACCAAUAACGGGAUUCAUUACCGGCUGCAGCUUCUGUACAGUAACGGUAUCAGAACGGAGCAGGACUUUUAUGUUCGAUUCAUAGACUCCAUGACUAAACAGGCGAUUAUUUAUGAAGGCCAAGACAAGAACCCAGAGAUGUGCAGAGUGCUGCUGACACAUGAAAUCAUGUGCAGUCGGUGCUGUGACAAGAAGAGCUGCGGAAACCGUAAUGAGACACCCUCAGACCCUGUUAUCAUCGACAGAUUCUUCCUCAAGUUUUUCCUCAAGUGCAACCAGAACUGUCUAAAAAAUGCAGGAAACCCACGAGACAUGAGGAGGUUCCAGGUGGUGGUAUCGACUACAGUGAGUGUUGAUGGACAUGUCCUGUCAGUCUCCGACAACAUGUUUGUCCACAACAACUCCAAACAUGGCCGACGGGCCCGCAGACUCGACCCCGCGGAAGGAACGCAGGGAUACCUAGAACAUGGCUCAGCUCCCUGCAUUAAGGCCAUUAGUCCCAGUGAAGGAUGGACUACAGGAGGCGCUACAGUCAUCAUCAUAGGAGACAACUUCUUCGAUGGUCUCCAAGUCAUCUUCGGUACCAUGUUGGUUUGGAGCGAGUUGAUCACGCCGCAUGCCAUCCGGGUGCAGACGCCUCCCAGACACAUCCCCGGGGUCGUCGAGGUCACUCUGUCCUACAAGUCCAAACAGUUCUGCAAAGGCACACCAGGAAGGUUCAUAUACACAGCACUGAACGAGCCGACCAUUGACUACGGCUUCCAGAGGCUUCAGAAGGUCAUCCCUCGGCACCCUGGGGACCCAGAGAGGCUGCCAAAGGAGGUUAUUUUAAAGAGAGCAGCUGACCUGGUAGAAGCCCUUUAUGGUUUACCCCAUAAUAACCAGGAGAUCAUCCUGAAGCGUGCGGCGGACAUUGCAGAAGCUCUAUACAGCGUUCCCCGAGGACACAGCCAGCUCUCCGGCUCCACACACAGCGGCAUGAUGGGGGUCAACUCCUUCACCGGGCAGCUGUCCGUCAACGUCGCUGAACCCUCACAGGGUAAUCAGGGUUUUGUGCGCAGCAGCAGUAGUGUGUCUCCUCACGGUUACGUUCCCAGCUCCACGCCUCAGCAGACCAGUUACACUUCUGUCACCAGCUCCAUGAACGGCUACACCAACAACACCGGCAUGACCAACCUGGGAGGAUCGCCCACUUUCCUCAACGGCUCUGCAGCCAACUCGCCUUAUGCUAUUGUCCCAUCCAGUCCCACUAUGGCCUCCUCCACCUCUCUCCCCUCCAACUGCUCCUCCUCUUCUGGCAUCUUCUCCUUCUCCCCGGCCAACAUGGUGUCGGCGGCCGUUAAGCAGAAGUCGGCUUUCGCUCCAGUGGUCCGGCCCUCCUCUUCCCCCCCGCCCUCCUGCACCAACGGCAACGGGCUCCAAGAUCAAACAUUUGUGGACUCUAGCAAGUACUCAACAGCCAACUCUCUACAAGGCCUGGCCUUCACCUGAACAAUCCCGGAAUGAUCGUCCCACCCAUGUAAAGGUGUGAGUGCAUGACUGUGUGUGUGUUUGUGUGUAUGCGUGUAUGCGUGUGUGUUUGUAACCAUGCGAGAUGAACCAAGCACACUGAUCCUGGCGGAGGAUUUCUGUGCGAGUCAGACUCCGGUCGGGGAUGGAAGCAGCUGUCCCGAUCAGAAGGAACAAACCCAACUCAGGCCCUUUCUAACACAAAAACAACUGCAAGAAAAAACAGAUGAAGAACAAAACAAACAAAGACUUUUGCAAAGAAAAUAAGUUGUUUAGACUUUGUACACCUUGAUGCUUUUAUAGGAGAACGGCCACGCCUACAUUAUGACUCUCCACGGACACAGGAAGUGUAUUUAUUUUGGAGAGAAUCACUUCUUCUCUUGAGUGAUUUGUUUUCUUUUCGUGCAACAGUUAAUGUGUGAUAAUCCUCUUCUAGCUGUUUCUCACAUGAGGGAUUUUCUAUUUAUGAAGUUUGGUCAUUGAUGAAGGAAUAUAAUGUGAAGAAAACCUGACUUGAUGGUGAUGAUGAUGAAGAGACUGAAGGAUUCAGGAUCAAAUCCAGCCGACACAGACAAGCCAAACCAGACACACACUUUCUUCUUUUUUUAUGCCAAAUCCACACUCACUCUUUCAGCACAAACACAGACAGCGAGUCCUUCCUCAGCAUUUCACCUGAAGGAUUGAGACGACUGAUGCUGCAAGUUUAGCUUUUCAAGAAACCCCCAUGUUUGCUUUGAGCUCGCUUGCACUACUGCCUUUUCUAGAAAGAGAAAAUCAGUUUUUCAGCCAACAGAGAGAAAUACAAUUCAGCCACUUAACCAACUAAAUAGAAGCGCCCACCAUGCGAGGUGUCAUAGAGAUAUUAGAUUUGCUAGAGAUCUUAGUCAGAAUAGAUUGGACUGUGAAGAGGCCAUAAGAAAGUGCAAACGUUUGUGAUAACAGGGUGCCGACUGCAUCUUCACUGUUGAGGAUUUUACCCAACAACUCUGCCAGAGUCAUCCAUCAGCGCUGUUUUAAAGUCAGACAUCUCCCCGGCACCUUGAGAGGGGGAACAUGUCUUAAAGACUGCUGCCAUUUUCCCUUUGUUUAUUGUGAUAGUUGCCUUCUCAAAUGUUUGUCUUAAUGCAUAAAUACACAUGUGUUUUCUUUCUUUUGGUUUGCUGUGUUUUUUGUAUUCUUCAGAACAGCCAAUCAGAUUGUGUUUUGUUUUGUUACCCCACUUACUGUAUCUCGUGUGAUUGACGGCUUGAGUGAGAACAUUAUCCAAUGGUGUGUCUUAAAUGCUGCGCUGCAAAAAAUCUAAUCUAAAUCUUCAAUGAGUCUUAAAAUCAAACUUUUUAAAACAUCUUCCACUUAGGUUCACUUUAUUUAAAAUCUGCCCUUCAUUUCUUUUCAUUUUUUAAGUGCAGCUUUAUUUAAAAGUACACCAUAGUUCACAAUAUUCGCAUGCCCUUUUACACUUCCUAAGAGGUAAAGAUUAAAUAUGAAUUUUCAUAUUUUGUAAUACAUAUUUUGAUAUAAACUAAGAAGGACUUUUUUUGCAGUGCAGGACUAUACAGCUAUGUCUUAAAUAACCAGUGUGCAAGUAGGAGAAAAGUAUGUAUUAAUUUGUGGUGAACUCACUGCUUCCUCAGCCCUGCAGUGUGUGUGUGUGGUUCAACAGUCUUAAUUCAUUUAUAAUUAUGUUAACUUUGCCAAACCCCCUUAUUUGAGACAUCAAUUUCUCAUACAGUCUUAUCCCACAGCUCCUACAUUAUUUGUCUUUUCUUGCCAUACAUACAGUGAAGUGUCAAGUGUUCAUCAUUUAGGUUGAUAACAUAAUACAAAUAAAUUGAAAGUACAUUUAGAUUCUUAACUAGACAGAAAACCUAGCUAGAAUCAAGUGCUGUUAUAGUAAAUCCAAGAUAUCUGAUUAACAGGAAAUAUGUGUUUCUCCUGUCUGACGGGAUCUGGCCUGGAAAUUAGUGAAUGAUAAAAAAAGGGAAGAAAAUGUUAAUUUAAACCUCAGCCAGACAUUAGUAGACUCAGAAGGUAAUAAUGAAGGUCCGUCAUUAAAGCAGUGUGCCGACAUGUUGGAUGAAUUAUUAGGGCGUUAUCAAGAAUUUGAUAAAAGACAGAAAACUAAUUUAAAAAGGAAAAUAAAAUCGUUGUGAUUUUAGUGAGAACAACUGAAACAGAGAAACCUCACAUCCCAGAAGUUGUGCUCCUCUGCCUAAAGAUUUGAAUGUUAUUCAGACAUCUUCUCAGUUUUGUCUGUUUUUUUUAGAGCGAUACUUCCAAUGCUAAUUUCAAUCAAACUAAAAUAAGCCAUGGUGUAUUUGUUUUAAUAUUUGUAAGUGAAGGAAGCGGACAAUAUUUUUCAUUUUGUCACCAUGUUGUUGUCCUAUCAUUAUUGUUGAGGUUUGCAUAAUUUAGUUGCAUCGUCUAGUUGUAGAGUUGUUAAAAAUGUCACUAUGAUUAUCUGUGUUUGUCUUCCAUGUGAUGGAUUUAAGGAUAGAGCUGCUCGAUGAAGGCCUUCUCCUGUUCGGUCAGGUUUUCUGUCCUCUCUUUGCUCCCUCUGUCCCUUCAUUUCCCUCCUCCACCUUGUUUUGAUUGUGCUUUUAAUACUCUCUAUGUUUGCCCUCUUUUUUCCUUUCCCUCACAACAUGAGCCACGUAUUUAUUUGAUCUCAAAUAUGGGUCUGGAGACCACUUUUCUGUUUGUGUCUACAUGUGAGAUUGCCUGCGACUGUGAGUGUGUGGGUCAUCUUUCUUUUCUUUUUCUGAAAGAAUAUUGUGAUGUUUUGAAGCUAAAGGAUGUCUUUUUUAUAGUACAUAUAUAAAUACCUGUACAGGAAAGUACAAAGAGGGUUUGGUUAGAAGAAUUAUGAUCUGAAGCACUUGUCCAACAGCAGUAAUAACAUUUAUCAUGGCUUGUCUGCGUUUAGGCUUAAAGUGGUGGUCAUCAUUCAUGCACGCAUUAUCAGCAGUGUGGAGGGGAAGAGUACACAGGAGACUACUGUAAAGAUGAUAAUGUUGAUUCUUUUUUUUAACUUUGAAGUGUAAAAUAACUUUUCGACUCUCACUAUAUUUAAUUAAAGUUCUUUCUUCUCUGUGAAAAA
Molecule: messenger RNA, 6068 nt
Organism: Gymnodraco acuticeps
Lineage: Eukaryota; Metazoa; Chordata; Actinopteri; Perciformes; Bathydraconidae
Product: transcription factor COE1-A-like
Exons: 17
Coding region: 1157-2950 (597 amino acids)
Biological process (GO): regulation of transcription by RNA polymerase II
Molecular function (GO): RNA polymerase II cis-regulatory region sequence-specific DNA binding; DNA-binding transcription factor activity, RNA polymerase II-specific
Source: RefSeq, a predicted model, not a curated record